Aspergillus ochraceoroseus IBT 24754 is the source of this 2550-nucleotide messenger RNA. It is a transcript of the gene lreA, whose product is annotated as GATA transcription factor LreA. The coding region runs from base 1 to 2550 and encodes 849 amino acids. The record is from RefSeq and is a predicted model, not a curated record. Gene Ontology annotation, cellular component: nucleus. NCBI's taxonomy places the organism in Eukaryota, Fungi, Ascomycota, Eurotiomycetes, Eurotiales, Aspergillaceae. The transcript is spliced from 4 exons. Gene Ontology annotation, biological process: regulation of DNA-templated transcription. Gene Ontology annotation, molecular function: zinc ion binding; protein binding; sequence-specific DNA binding.
AUGGCCAAUCGAGGGAUGGAAGACUUCGAUGAAGUCUUUUAUGAGGGGCAGUUCUCGGUAGCCCAAUCAGAUCGCCAUUUGGAAACGCAGCAUGACCAGAUGAUGCCCUACACGUCGGCUCCGAUGCAGGUGGGGAGCUUCGCCUACCCCAGCCAUCGAAACGAUAUACUAGAGGGAAGUGUUUCAACGGCGAUUGUACCAUCUGUGAGUAAUGGAGGAGGGCGUAUGUCAAAUCCAUUGCUUGCGUUUGAUCCCACGGGGGGAAGCUCCAUGUCGAUGGGGCUGGACCCGGGAAGCACCUUUGCAUACGAUACUCCGGCCUAUCCGCCUUCAACAAUGGCCGUAGAUCACAGCUUGGACCAUCGCCAAGCAACUCACUUUACCUCCACACAAUCACAGGCCACGAGACUAGACCCUGGCCCCGCAUAUUCUGCCGCCCAACCCCAGGAAUCAUCCUCGAGUAUGUUCUGGGGGCCGGCCCAUGACACUGAGGAUGUUCGUCCUUCAAUGCAGGGCAUGUCCUCUCGCCAGUCGGGUUUCUCCCAUCCUUCCGAUCCUGGGCGGGACCAAGCGCUUCCACGUUCAGGCCAAGAUGUCCAAUCUACCUCCCAAUCUACCUCCCAAUCUUCCUCGGGGUCGGUCCUUCCCCAUCGAUUCAUCCAGCCUAAACGAACAGGGCCAGCAAAGGCUUCUUCUUCAACCACUGUGACCGCAGAGUCUAGUGGUGAAGGCUCCCCGUAUGCUAACGUAUACUCUAGUAGUGGGUUUGACAUGAUGGGUAUCCUGGCCGAGGUGGUGUCGCGACCUGAUCCCAAAAUCAACAUCGGUGCGGUUGAUCUAUCAUGUGCUUUUGUCCUUUGCGACAUUACUUUAGAAGACCAGCCCAUUGUCUACGUUUCACAGGCCUUCGAACGCUUAACGGGCUAUCCCCAAAAGGAGAUUGUGGGUAGAAAUUGCCGUUUCCUUCAAAGCCCGGAUGGCGCCGUUGAGCAAGGCGUGCCUCGGAAGUUUGUCGACACGAAAACUGCUUUUCGGCUGCGGACUACGAUUGAUGAGCGAACUGAGAUCCAAGCGAGUAUCAUUAAUUACCGAAAGGGAGGACAGCCAUUCAUGAACUUGAUUACUAUGAUUCCCGUGCGGUGGGAUUCCAACGAUUAUCGGUUUUUCGUGGGAUUCCAGGUCGAUCUAGUGGAGAAGCCAGACGCCGUCAAGAGGCGAAACCCAGACGGAUCUUACCUGAUCAACUAUCAGCGGAGUCAGCUCCCAAGUUACGUGGUGCCUUCUCCAGACAUGUACCGCGACGACCAUGAUCCCGCUACCCAGUUUCGACCGGACCAAGUCGCGGCAUUACUAGACGGUCUUGGUGGAGGCGACCCAGCAGUCAGGAACCACUUGGAUCAUAUUCUUGUUGAGAAUACGGAUGACGUGAUCCAGGUAUUAUCCUUCGAAGGAGACUUCCUUUACUUAUCGCCGUCUUGCCGAAAAGUUCUUGAAUACAAAUCAAUUGACCUGGUAGGCAAGACCCUGUCUACAAUAUUGCAUCCAAGCGAUAUCGGUCCCGUCAUCCGUGACUUGCGCGCCUGCACCACGAGUGACCCAGUCAGUGUGAUAUAUCGCAUCCGCAGAAAGCACAGCGGCUACGCAUGGUUCGAGAGCCAUGGAUCAUGGCAUAUCUCGGAGCGCGGACGGCAAUUCAUGGUGCUAGUUGGCAGGGUAUUCCCGGUAUACUGCCUGGACCAACUCGCCAAGAUGGAGCGCGGCGGACUCGCAGAAAAUGACAUCUGGGCCAAACUAUCCCUGUCCGGCAUUAUCCUUUUCAUGUCGUCAAAGUCCCGCGCGGUUCUUGGUCGAGCCUCCGACGAUCUCGUCGGUAAAAGUAUUCAGGACAUCGUUGGCACCGACUCCCGCCAGGAAAUUCAGCACGCCCUCGGGACAUCUCACAGCAGUGGACAACAGAAAACAUUGAGCCACAAAGUUCGUCAUCGGAAGGGACACAUGCUCCCAGCCCAAACUACGUUUUACCCAGGCGACACCAAAGAAGGCGUCAAGCCCAGUUUCGUAGUUGCCCAAUUCCGCUUCCCAAAAGCGCCACAUGGCACGUCCAGCACCGAGGAAUCAAGCUCGAGCGACUCCGUCCCUACAGAGGCAACUUUUGCAGGGGACAGCAGCAGGGCCACGAAGCCAAUAGAACUAAUCAUGGGCCCUACAAAAAUCCCCAAGGAAACUCUCGCCUCCAUCGACGCAACCCUAUUCACCGAAUUAAUCCCCACUAGAGGCUCGAGCUGGCAAUUCGAGCUGCGCGAGCUAGAGAAACAGAACCGCUCGCUAUCCGACGAAGUCCAGCGCUUGCUGGCGCGCAGAAAGAAGCGCAAGCGCAAACAAAGCGCCGUCCUGAUCGAGAAGACCUGCGCCAGGUGCCAGACCAAGACCACGCCUGAGUGGCGACGCGGGCCCAGCGGAAACAGAGAUCUAUGCAACAGUUGUGGAUUACGCUUUGCGAAGCAGAUGCGGAGUGCAGCCCAGGCUUCUGAUAAUGCGGUCGCUUAUUGA